This is a messenger RNA of Phragmites australis (common reed), 1935 nucleotides long. Its product is annotated as choline/ethanolaminephosphotransferase 1-like. Gene Ontology annotation, biological process: phospholipid biosynthetic process. Gene Ontology annotation, cellular component: membrane. Bases 311 to 1480 code for a protein of 389 amino acids. Lineage: Eukaryota; Viridiplantae; Streptophyta; Magnoliopsida; Poales; Poaceae. The transcript is spliced from 18 exons. The record is from RefSeq and is a predicted model, not a curated record. Gene Ontology annotation, molecular function: phosphotransferase activity, for other substituted phosphate groups.
CGAAUACCGUGCAAGCGGAGGGACCAAAACGCAAAAGCACCCUUGGAACGGUUCCCUUCUUCCACCCUUGGUUUUCUCCUCCACUUCUUCGCUCCCCUCGUCGUCGUACCACCCCCCCACCCAACCUACGCGGCGCCGGCGGCCACCCCUAGAUCCUCCGCCAAUCACAUCACAUUCACAACUCACCGCAUAAAUUCCUCCUCCCACGCGUCCUUCUCUUCGUCUCCUUGGCCCUCUCCCUCGUCCUCCUUCCGAUUGCGGAUUUGGAUUUGGGGAUUGCGGUUUGACGAGAGGAGGAAGAGACAGGGAGAUGGGUUACAUUGGUCAGCACGGGGUGGCGACGCUGCGGCGGUACAAGUACAGCGGCGUCGACCACUCGCUCGUCGCCAAGUACAUCCUGCAGCCCUUCUGGUCCCGAUUUGUUCACCUCUUCCCGCUAUGGUUCCCGCCAAACAUGAUUACACUGACAGGCUUCAUGUUUUUGCUGACAUCGGCAUUCCUUGGCUUCCUGUAUUCACCUCAUCUAGAUACAGCACCCCCCAGAUGGGUUCAUCUUGCUCAUGGACUACUUCUCUUCCUUUAUCAGACUUUUGAUGCUGUGGAUGGAAAACAAGCAAGGCGUACCAACUCAUCAAGUCCUCUAGGAGAGCUUUUUGACCAUGGAUGUGAUGCACUUGCAUGUGCGUUUGAAUCCUUGGCUUUUGGAAGCACGGCAAUGUGUGGAAAGGCUACCUUCUGGUUUUGGGUCAUUGCAGCUGUCCCAUUUUACUGCGCAACCUGGGAACACUUUUUUACAAAUACACUUAUCCUUCCUAUAGUCAAUGGACCAACUGAAGGCCUUAUGCUGAUCUACUUGUGCCAUUUUUUCACCUUUUUCACAGGAGCUGAGUGGUGGGCACAAGAUUUCCGGAAGUCAAUGCCCCUACUGGGUUGGGUGCCUCUUGUUCCUGAAUUCCCGGUAUAUGGCACCGUGCUGUGUCUAAUGAUUGCUUUUGCUGUAAUCCCGACAAUUGGAUCUAACAUUCACAAUGUUUAUAAAGUCGUUGAAGCAAGAAAAGGAAGUAUGCUGCUGGCACUAGCAAUGCUCUUUCCUUUCGGUUUGCUCUUGGCUGGGGUUCUUGUCUGGUCCUACCUAUCUCCUUCAGAUAUAAUGAGAAAUCAGCCACAUCUGCUAAUUAUUGGAACUGGUUCUGCGUUUGGCUUUCUUGUGGGAAGAAUGAUUCUGGCUCACUUAUGUGAUGAACCCAAAGGUCUGAAAACAGGGAUGUGCAUGUCCCUAGCGUAUUAUCCAUUUGCAAUUGCAAAUGCACUGACUGCCAGGCUUUAUGAUGGAAAUCCCCUUGUUGAUGAGCAACUAGUUCUCAUAAUGUACUGCUUAUUUACAGUGGUGUUGUACAUACAUUUUGUUACAUCUGUCAUUCAUGAAAUCACCAACGCACUGGGGAUUCAGUGCUUCAGGAUCACUAGGAAAAAAGCAUAAUUUUGACCCAUGAACGUGUGUUGUCCUGGUCGGUAAUCAUUCACACGUGGUGUCUGCUUGAACAAGCAAAUAUUCUCCAUUACACGGAUGCUGCUCUCCGAAUCACAAUUGCAUGUCAUUACAGGGAUGAUUUCCCUUGAAAUUAACAUCAGUGUGAAGAAAUUGCGCAGAUGAGAAGUGUAUUUUUGAAACAAUUGGUAGCAUUGUGUUGACAUGUAUCUUACCUUGAGCAUAUGUUCAUGCAAUGGUCGCCAAAACAUUUUUGGGGGAAUUUGUUGAGCCAAUUGACAGAUGAUGCCUUUAGGUUUUUCACAUUGUAACACCCACAAAGAAGCGGUUAUUGUUAAACGAAUGCCCUUGCUAUUUUGAGCUAUAUUUUUUCCCAAUGCAUUUAUCCGUGUUCCCUUUGGAUGACAGUUUCAUUUGUUUCUGAAAAUGGGUUGGUGCUUUGGAUA